AAGAUGGUGGGAACCCGGGGUUUGGGAAUCGAGCCUGCCAAACAGAACUUUGAGGGGAGGAGGCUAGGGACUGGACGGGCAUCGCCUGUGCCUUUGAAAGCAGACGCUGGAGCCCUGGGUUGGACGAAGAGGCUGCCCUGGCUGGGGGAGGGGCGGGACCGGAGAGGGACACCAGAGAGGAGCAGGGGAGCGGUGAGGGGAGCCGGCUGGGGGCGUGAGAACUGGGCACUGCCCCCCGCUGCUGGCAACUUUGGAGUUUGCGGAGGAAGGCUCCCUGUGUGUCCCCCAGGGGCCCCGAGCCCCUGCACCCUCUCGCUGUUUGGGGCCGUCACUGGGCUUACCUGCCCACCGUACCUUCCAGAGGGCACUUCCACAUGUCCCUGCUUGGGGGGAAGAGGGCUGCAGGGCCAAGAGGGUGGCCAGGAGGGCUGUAAGCUCCAGGUUGGGGUGGGAACAGAGAUGGCACCCAGGGGGACCCACAGGGCUCCUGGGCCUCGUGUUCACCUCUGCCCGCCGUGGGUGCCUGCCCGCCCUCAGGAGCCCAAAUGCCCCAUCCCAGCGGGGUCUGGGCCCAGUCCAGACCCCUAGGGCCUGCUUGCCUCGCCCUGCCCUUGCGCUGGGUGGGACCUGCCCUUCCCUGGCCUGUCUCUUGGCUGGACUGCAAGUAUUCGGAGGGCAGGCCUGGCGGCCCAUCCCCUUGUGCCCACGCACCCAGCCCAGCUCCGGGGCGCUGUUGAGCCUGCUUCUGUUGUCUGCCCGCUUCUCUGAGUCUGGGCUCCAGCCUCGCCCUCCGUCCUCUGGCCCUCUGGCUCUCUGGCCCUCUGGCCCGUCGCUGCCUCCUGCCUCUGCCCCACACUUGGCCUUCCUCUUGGCCUCUCUGCCUCUUUUUUCGCAUCUGUGUGUCUGUCCCCUUCUCCCACCCCCCUCUGUGUCUGCCUCACCCACGCCUCCUCCCUCGUUAGUGAGCAGGCUGCUUGAGGCCGCCUGACUGUGGGGGUGACAGGUGGAUUGGAUUGUCACCCCCUCCCCCAGCGCCUGCUGCUUACUUCAUGCCCUGCAGCCCAGCCACGGGGAAGGGGCGGGAGGAGGGAUGACAGCUGUCUCCAGCGCCUCCUGCCUUCCCUUCCAGUCCACAGCCUGCAGCCUGGAGCAGCCUGGGAGGAAGGGUUGGAGGGCCUGCCUAACGAGAGCUGCCUUCCUUGCCGUGCGAAGCCCAGUGCUCUGUGAUGGGAGGCCGCUCGCUCAGCCUCUCUGGGCCUCUGCUCCGUUUUGACCUGCACCGGAGGCUGUGCAGAAGGUGUCCUGCAGACCAUGAACUGAGCCCUGGUCCCAGGCCGUUCAUGAGCACAGUGUAAGGCGUGCCGAGACCCGCCACCCAGCGAUCCCCUCCCCUCCCUAGCACUGCGGAUCCCCGGAGAAGAUGGGGAGGAAAAAGAUUCAGAUCCAGCGAAUCACUGAUGAGCGGAACCGACAGGUGACGUUCACCAAGCGCAAGUUCGGGCUGAUGAAGAAGGCGUACGAGCUGAGCGUGCUCUGUGACUGCGAGAUCGCGCUCAUCAUCUUCAACCACUCCAACAAGCUGUUCCAGUAUGCCAGCACCGACAUGGACAAGGUGCUGCUCAAGUACACCGAGUACAACGAGCCGCACGAGAGCCGCACCAACGCCGACAUCAUCGAGACCCUGAGGAAGAAGGGCUUCAACGGCUGUGACAGCCCGGAGCCCGACGGGGAGGACUCGCUGGAGCAGAGCCCCCUGCUGGAGGACAAGUACCGACGCGCCAGCGAGGAGCUGGACGGGCUCUUCCGGCGCUACGGGUCAGCCGUGCCGGCCCCCAACUUUGCUAUGCCCGUCACGGUGCCCGUGUCCAACCAGAGCUCACUGCAGUUCAGCAAUCCCAGCGGCUCUUUGGUCACCCCCUCCCUGGUGACAUCAUCCCUCACGGACCCCCGGCUCCUGUCCCCCCAGCAGUCAGCGCUGCAGAGGAACAGCGUGUCUCCGGGCCUGCCCCAGCGGCCGGCCAGUGCAGGGGCCAUGCUGGGGGGAGACCUCACCAGUGCUAACGGAGCCUGCCCCAGCCCUGUCGGGAAUGGCUACGUCAGUGCCCGGGCUUCCCCCGGCCUCCUCCCUGUGGCCAAUGGCAACAGUCUAAACAAGGGCAUCCCUGCCAAGUCUCCGCCCCCACCCGCCCACAGCGCCCAGCUUGGAGCCCCCAGCCGCAAGCCCGACCUGAGGGUCAUCACUUCCCAGGGAGGAAAGGGCUUGAUGCAUCACCUGACUGAGGACCAUUUAGAUCUGAACAACGCCCAGCGCCUUGGGGCUUCCCAGUCGACCCACUCGCUCACCACCCCGGUGGUUUCCGUGGCAACACCCAGUUUACUCAGCCAGGGCCUCCCUUUCUCCUCCAUGCCCACUGCCUACAACACAGAUUACCAGCUGACCAGCGCAGAGCUCUCCUCCCUCCCAGCCUUCAGCUCGCCAGGGGGGCUGUCGCUCAGCAGCGUCACCGCCUGGCCGCAGCCGCAGCAGCCCCAGCCGCCCCAGCCGCAGCCGCCCCAGCCGCCGCAGCAGCCGCAGCCGCCCCAGCCGCCCCAGCAGCCCCAGCAGCCCCAGCAGCCACCCCAGGCGCAGCCCCACCUGGUCCCCGUGUCUCUCAGCAGCCUGAUCCCGGGCAGCCCCCUGCCCCACGUGGGGGCCGCCCUCACGGUCACCACCCACCCGCACAUCAGCAUCAAGUCAGAGCCGGUGUCCCCCAGCCGUGAGCGCAGCCCUGCGCCGCCCCCUCCAGCUGUGUUCCCGGCCACCCGCCCUGAGCCUGGCGACGGCCUCAGCAGCCCCGCCGGUGGCUCCUACGAGACCGGGGACCGGGACGACGGCCGGGGGGACUUCGGGCCCACGCUGGGCCUGCUGCGCCCGGCCCCCGAGCCCGAGGCCGACGGCUCUGCUGUAAAGAGGAUGCGGCUCGACACCUGGACAUUAAAGUGACGAUUCCCACCCCCCUCCUCUCAGCCUCCCUGAUGAAGAGUUGACAAUCUCACCGCCCACCCCUCCCCGCCCCGGGCUCCUCCCGCUCGACCCCAUUUCCUUUUGUGCCCCGUGUCCUGUUGACGGUUACAUUUGUGUAUAAUUAUUAUAUUAUUAUUAUUAUUAUUAUAUUUUUUUUAAUUUGGAUUCUCGCUUUGGAGAGGGGAUGCUCCCGUCCCCUCUUUCUGCACCCCCACCAUUUUACUGGCAAGGGGUGCUGUUUUUGCGGGAAGGGGGGGGACACUUUGCACGUUGUUCACAUAUGCUGCAGGAGGGGGUGGGGAGCCCGAUAGGCCUUUGGGACAGGACAGGUGCCGAGCCCUCCCGCCCCGUCCCCCAGAGAGAGGGAGAUAACCAAAAAAACUACCAAACAGCAAACCCCCUUACAAUAGACUGAGCCCCAAAGUCGGCUGGACGGGUGGGUUUGUGUUUUGGGGGGGAGGUGAGGCAGAGGUUCUGGAAGGGGUCUCUGCUUCUGGGCUGUUCCUGCGGCCACAGGCACGUGGGGCGGAGUAUCCAAGCCCAGCCCCUUCAUGCCCCCCCCCACACACACACACACACGACACACUCUCACUGAUUCUCGAGCGAGCUGCACCCCCCAGGUGUGGGAGCGCCGGCCGAGCUUGUGGGCUGGGAAGGCCGCCCGGGAAUCUGAGGCUGGGGGCAGAGAGCUGGGGUGAGGGGCGGAUCGGGGCCCCCUUCCUUCCCUAGCGGUUUCUCUAAGACACACAGUGCAAUAGCCCCAUCCCUCAGCCGACACCAGCCCCAGGAAGCGGCCCCAGAGCGCAGGGAGGGGAGGGAAGCUGCAGUGAGGCUGCUCAGCAGGGUCGGAACCCUCGCGUCCAGCGGCAGGUGUGAGUGGGGCUCGCUCUUCCUUGCACGGACACGUCCCCACACCCCCGUAGGAGGGACGCCGGGGUGGCGAGAGGGUGGGAGAAGGGAGAUGGGGGAGGAGGUCCGCAGAAGGCCCGCCUCCCUCCUUCCCGCCUGGGCCCUCCCUCCCCGGCCCCCUCCGGGCCCCUGCCACCCCCGCUCCGGGCGUCCUCCUGGUCUGCUACCUCCUGUCCCCCCACCCCCAGGCCGCAUCCCGCCUUCCCUCUUGGCUACUGUAAUUGUAAAUAGCAACCUUUGGAAAACGUUAGCAGUGUAACAGUCCAGGAAACUGUUUUUUUCUGUUGUUGUUGUAUUGAUAUGAAAUGAGAUUCUAUUUUUGUCAAAGUAUAUUGUAAUAAUAAUGACUCAAACGGCCCGUACUGUACAGAUGGGAUUCUUCUGCUGUUGUUCUUGCCCCCGUCCCCCCCAGCCCACCCCUCCCUGCUGCCGCCCCAGUGGGGGCAGCCUCAGCACGGGGUCCUGAGACCUCAGGCUGGAUCACAGAUCAAAGCGGAGGGGGCAGGCCCCCAGCCUGCGAUCCACCUCCCCCCCCCCCCCCCGCCCCAUCUAAGGGGCCUGGCCUGAGGUAGUGUGUGCAGGCGGACUGGGGUGGGGGGCGCCCCCAUGUCUCACAGAAGCCUCGCUCCUCUGCCCUGGGGGUGCAGCGCUCCCUGGGGGUUUCAUCCCAGCCCAGCGGGAAAGUAGACUAGACAAGGCCCAGUCUGUGGCAGGAAACUGUGCCUGCCUCUGUGACCCAGCCGCUUGCAGUAUUCUGACACCUGACGCAGGGAAGGAACCAGAUCAAGGGGUGUGUGUGACCACACGAGCACCUGAGCGUGUUCACGAGGGCAUCUGGUAUUUGUGUGUGCAUGGGCGUACCUUUGUGUGUCUCUGAGCCUGUCUGGGCAUAUACACGGAUAUUUGUGUGGAUUGAGGGCAUCUCUGGGGGUGCAUGUGCCUGGGAGUGGAGGGGAGAGGGGGGAGACAGGUGGCUGUGUGCCACACGUGCCCCUCCACCCCGAUCCCCAUUCCCGGCCCUGUUCUACCCUGAGCUCUGACAGGCUUGCACUGCAGUUGGGGGGGGGGGCGGGAUCCGACAGUCGCCCCGUUUGCUUGUCCUUGCGGCCCUACCUCUCCUGGGCUCCACGCACAGGCAGCCCCCCUGGCCCCCGGCCCUUUGCAUACACACAGCUCUCUUUCCGGCUGUACACUCUUCCCCCACCCCGGCCCUGCCUUCAGGGUGACACUCAUGUUCCCCUUCCUUCUGGAAGCAUUUUCCUCGCCCGGGCAGUGAUUUCUUCCUUACUCAGAGUUUAACCCCCACCUGCUGGCUGGGCACACAGCGCGUCCGGUCUUCCUGCAGGUUCCUAGAGGGACUUUCAGGAGUCGACGAGACUUGAUCAGGGCCUGGAAAGACAGUUCAGGGUGUAGCCUUGUGCAUGCAUUCCCAGAGCCCUGCCCCGUGUCUGCCGUAGGUAGUGCUCAAUAGAUGCCGAAUGGGUGAAUGAUCGGCGCUCAGUAAACCUUGGGUGCCUGGCCGUCCCUCCUCAGGCUGUUCCUGCCGCCAGUCUGCCCACCUUUGGAAGCCGGGCUUGGCCACCACCAGACACGGGGCGGGGACGGGAGCCCCUGAGGCUCGCGGUGCAAUAUUCACCAGUUUUGCCCUCUGCCUUGUAAUGGCAAACCUGGCUUCCGAUUCCCCCGUGUGGAUGUGUGUCUGUCUGUCUUCUCUCCCUCUGGGGGCGGGGGCUGGUCCGUGAAUGGCUAUGUGACAUUUCUGUGAUGCGGUACCCCGGGCUUUCUCUUGGGGGUAGGGGCUCCUGGCUGGCCAGAUGAAUGGGUCCCUGGGAACCCGGACCUCCAGCGAGGACUUCAUUUCUUCCUCUCACAAGCCAAAUUUGCCUCCACCUACUCCUUCCUCCUAAGAACUGGGCAUUUGCCAAAGUACUCACUGGAGUCCCCCACUGCCCCUCCCUCCCCAGCUUUCCCAAGCUCGCGGGGACAGUGGGCAAGAGGAGCCUCCCAUGCCGUUGGAGCACGCCAUUUUCCCUCCCGCCCAGCAAUGCACUCGGCACGGCGAGACCGACCCCUGACCCUGACCCAGCCCUCCCCACCUUGGACAGGAAGGAAGUAAAGCACCUUCUCUUGAUGAUUAUUUAUUUGUUUGGAGAGACAGAAAUGCUGUAAAAGUGUAUCUAGAAAUAUCUAUAUCUAUAUAUUUUUAACUGACUUCUUUGGAAUCUCCCGGGGAGGGGUGGGGGUGAGUCUAGGCUUUCAUGGAAGAGAGAGGCCUGCAGCCUGGGAACUCUGGUUCUCUCCUCCGCGGCCUCUCUCCACCCCCUGAGCGGUGGUGGAAGGCGUGGGGUUUGUGUGGGGGCAGGGGGCUGGAAUGUUCUGUGGAGAAUCUGGAUUCUCUUUGUCUUCCCCAUUCAGGUCCCAGAGGGAAGGGGGGAGAGGGAGGGGAGGCAUGGAGGCGCCCCCCGCCCCCGGAACCCGACAAUCACCCACACUCCUGGGGCCGCUCCUGGGUCCCGGGCAGGGCGCGUCCAAGUGUGUGACUGUUGAUUUGUUUUCAAUAUUUCUUUUCGUGCUGUAUGGUGAUGCUUUCUUAGUAUUCUACACAAUAAGAAGACAAAGUCCUCGGGAUUCUUAUGAGUUUUGUUUGAAAACUCUUUCACUAUAUUUGUUGUAAAGAGGUUUACUAUUAAAAGAAAAAGAAUACACGUUUCUGAUA
Molecule: messenger RNA, 6629 nt
Organism: Neofelis nebulosa (Clouded leopard)
Lineage: Eukaryota; Metazoa; Chordata; Mammalia; Carnivora; Felidae
Gene: MEF2D
Product: myocyte enhancer factor 2D
Exons: 12
Coding region: 1421-2983 (520 amino acids)
Biological process (GO): cell differentiation; positive regulation of transcription by RNA polymerase II
Molecular function (GO): protein dimerization activity; histone deacetylase binding; RNA polymerase II cis-regulatory region sequence-specific DNA binding
Source: RefSeq, a predicted model, not a curated record